Messenger RNA from Plenodomus lingam JN3, 2268 nucleotides. RefSeq lists its product as uncharacterized. Lineage: Eukaryota; Fungi; Ascomycota; Dothideomycetes; Pleosporales; Leptosphaeriaceae. The record is from RefSeq and is a predicted model, not a curated record.
AUGCUGGGAAAGACGCUUCUGCCCGGUGACGAAGAGUUGGGCAAAAAAGACGACGACCACAGAUUUCUGCCUGUGCGGCGUUCCGCAUGGUCAGGCUGGAACCACACGUUUCGCUGGAGACGGCGGAGGAACGUGCUGUUGGCCAUUGCCGCCUUGUUGCUGUGGUUCCUCUAUCGCAGCACAGGAGCCACGCUGAGCGUUGGGGAAUUGGGCGGUGCGAGUGAGUAUGCCGACUUGGAUUUUCGCCCGAGGAAGCCGCAUACGCCGUCUACCGUGGCAUUCGAGAAACCGGCGCACGACAAGGACGAACCCAACGGUGCGCCCCCGGGCAUGGUCAAACCCCAGGCUGGAGAAGCCGUGCCACACACAUAUGAUGGCAAGGUCCGCUUCUUCCGACUUGCGCCCUCCCUUCGGUCCGCGUCUUUACAAACAGCCGGGGAGGAUGAAAAGAAUCGCAACAUCCUGUUCGCCAUGUCAAGCCUGCAGAGCGCGGCGAGGCUGAUACCGAUGCUAUGCGAGAUGAGCAUGGGGAAAGACGUUCAUGUACAUGCUGCCCUGAUGGGGCGGGAGGACAUGGGGCUCGAAGACUUGCUCGAGUUGAAUGGUGUCAACGAGGAGCACUGCACGGCAAUAUGGCAUGAUGCGCGGGCAGACUACUCAGAGUAUAGCAGCGAUAGGAGAGCGGAGGGCGUGGUGACGGGGGCCAUGGGACAUAUCAACACAUUUCUACACCCACAGGCCGUCAUCACAGAUGAUUCUCAAUCAGAGGAUGCCUUCUUCGUCAGGGGCAUGAGGAGCAAGACGAGUUUGCUGAAGAUGCCGUUGAUCGAGGUGCCAAAAGAUCGGUUGGCAGACCUCAUGUGGCUCACGCGCCUCGAUGCUAGGUCCCUGAAGCACUGGCAUACGCCCAAGCUGGAUAUCCUGAUCCAAGUCCCGCCCGCAUCCUCAAGCGUACUGCGACUUUUGAAAUCCCUCGAGGACGCCGACUACAGUGGUCUCACACCGCCGCGCAUCAUCCUCGAACUCCCUGCCAACCUCGAUGCGUCUGUCAAGAGGCGCCUAGAGAAGUUCGAGUGGCCACCCCACAAAGAUGCAGACAGCCCGUCUGCGCCCCGAGGUCUCAUCAUCAGGCGUCGCAUCACGAAGCUCUACAGCACACAGGAAGAUGCUGCCAUCCGCUUCCUCGAGCUAUUCUAUCCCCACAACGACGACUCUCAUGUGCUCCUGCUAUCUCCCCAAGCACAACUUUCGUCCCAAUACUUGCACUAUGUCAAGUACACUUUGCUCAAAUAUCAAUACUCCACCUACGAGCAAGGCGGGAGUACCGACACCACAUUGAUGGGUAUCAGUCUCCAUCUUCCCACCACUCUUCUCGACGGUCAAUCGCCCUUGACGCGGCCGGGGCUGGGUGACAUGCACACUGAGCGGUACAUGAGGCGGUUUCCAAACGUCAAAAAGGUACCAUUCUUAUGGCAAGCACCAGAAAGCCACGCGACGCUCUUCUUUGGUGAAAAGUGGGCAGCUUGGUACGACUUCCUUGGAAACCGUGUGCUCAAGCAUCAGUCUGAUGCGAAAGCCAAAGCGCGGAAAAAGGAAGUCAGCGAGACGAUGCCGAGCUGGGCAGAGUAUAUGCUCGAGUUUAUGCGUGCAAGGGGCUACGCGAUUCUGUAUCCAGCCACUACCUCACAGGCAUUGGUCACGGUGCAUAAUGAGCUCUAUCAUGCACCGGAUGAAUAUACGCCGCAUCCAAAGGAGGACUCCACUGAGCCACCAUCAGAUGUCCAAGAACCAUUCCUGAAGGGUGAUACACAGCCACCUGCUCCAUCUUACCAGGAACCACCCUCCCUCGCCCCAUCCACCCCGCUCCUCGAUGCCCUCCCCUUUUCAGGAGAAUUACCGGAAAUCCUAGACUUGCCCUAUCUCCUGCACACAGGCCAACAUCUCGUACACGACCAAGUUUAUAAGACAGCAGAAGACUACGCAAAUGUAUUCCGCGCAGAGGUUGGUGGAUGCCCGAAGUUGAAAGAGGGCAAAAAACCAAACGUCUUCUUGGGCAAAUCGGCAGACUUGUUUUGUUUCGGCGACGAAGAGGAGGAGGAUUGGGAGCAGAGUGAGGACGAGCUUGGGGAGUUGAAAGAGGAGUUGGACGGAUUAAUGGCCGAGGAGGCUGGGCUGCAUUCGACGAGUGCGACUGUGUCGAGUUCGACGAGUACGAGGAUGCCGGAUGUGGGCAAGGCAACUGGCCCAGCCGUUGCUGAUGUGUAUUGA